Molecule: messenger RNA, 5809 nt
Organism: Limulus polyphemus (Atlantic horseshoe crab)
Lineage: Eukaryota; Metazoa; Arthropoda; Merostomata; Xiphosura; Limulidae
Product: PR domain zinc finger protein 15-like
Exons: 18
Coding region: 95-5146 (1683 amino acids)
Cellular component (GO): nucleus
Molecular function (GO): DNA binding
Source: RefSeq, a predicted model, not a curated record
GCCGUUGUAUGAUGGACGCCAUGUUCAGGUUUUAGCUAUAACCACAGUGCUUAAAGAUAAGUAGAAGAAGAAGAUAUAUUUCUAAAUUACAUACAUGUCAGAAAAGCCUUACAACGACGAAGUUCAUGAUGAGUGUGAUGUAUGUGAGGGUUAUCAUGAUACUUCAGAAUGCCCUCUCUUGGGUGUUGGAGCUAAGGUGGAAGACAAGCAGAUUCCUUCACGAGCGAGGCUGACGAUUCCUCAUAACCUCCAGGUGAAUGAUCGGGAUUAUGGUCAUCUAGAAGUAAUUGCUAAGGAACGUAUUAUUUCUAAAACCCAAUUUGGUCCAGUGGAGGCUCCAAGAGUUUCUAACUUGGAAAAAAUACCAAGCUUUAUUUUAAAGGUUUUCAAUAAAGAUGGAACUUCAGUGUUUUUAGACACUUCAGAUGAGACAUACUGUAAUUGGAUGUGUCUGGUUUCUCCAGUGAAAGAUGGUGUCCAUCAAAAUCUGAUCGCGUAUCAGCUUCGAGAGAACAUUUACUUUAGUGCACAAAGAGACAUACACGUAGGAGAAGAACUGUGUGUUGGUUAUGCUCCUGCAUAUGGUAAAAAAAUAGAAUUAGCACUCCAACAGUCCAAUUCAGUAUCUCCUUCAAAGAAUAAAAUACAAGUCUAUCAGUCAAAUGAGACAUCAAAUGGUAUACAUGAAAAUUUUAACUCGGAUGUUCAGCAGGUCACUCAACCACUUCCUAAACGAAAAAGAGGACGUCCGCCGAAAAGUGUUUCACUUCAAAGAAAUGGGGCAGGAAAUGACACAAACCAAAUUGACAUAGACACAGAACCAGCCACUGUAUUGUCUAACCUGGAUGCAAAAGAUUUAGGAGUGAAAACUGAUUCAAAGGAAUGGUCAUGCUCACAAUGUAGUAAACACUUUACUGACUGCCUUUUAUUUGCUCGUCACUUACAAGAACACUAUAAGCCUAAACACUUUAUAAAGGAUAGAGAAGGCUGGCAUGCUGGCAGUUGGUGGCGAAGAAGAAGAGGGAGACAAAGAAGAAGCCACUUUGCCAAGCUUGCUGGCUUAAGGAGAGUAGGACGACCGAGAAAGGACGAGCCCAAGCCCUUCAGGAAGGAACGAAUUCAGGUGCAAGCAGAUGAGGAUGACAACCAAAUACUUGAUAGCACUCAGCAAGAUUCUGUUACCAAGAACCAAAAUGGAAAUGAACAGCACAUUUCAAAAACUUUGGAAUUCAAACCUCAAAAAGUCCCAGCCAAACGAGGAAGAAAACGAAAAGGUGAAGGUAUUCUCAAGGAAGAACCAGUUGAUGAUAAAAGGUUUAAACAAAUUCAUAGACAACGUUCUUUGGCUGCAACAGGAAAAUACAACUUGAGAAAAACACGGAAAGCCUUAGUUGUUAGUGAGGAAGACUCGGAGGACAGUGAUGCACUCUUUAUUGAUGAAGGAUCUGAUGAGGAUGAAGAUGAUUAUGAUAGCCUGUUGGAUGAUGAAGAUGAUUUUGAUGAUUUUGAAUAUGAGAUGUAUGAAAGUGCUAGGGCCUCAGAAGAGAUAAGAACAGUUUCCAAAGAUACUCCUAUCAUUCAUAGAAUACUCCUAUCAUUCAUAGAAUAUAAAGUUGAGCAUAGAAAAUCUGCUUCACCUCUUACCCUUCCAAAAACUAAAGAUCCUACUAGUAUGGAUGUUAGUGAGGUUAGCCAGAUUUUGACUGCAAUGGCCACUGGUCAGCACUUACUACAUGAGGCCUCUAAUGUGUGUGGACCACUACCAAGUAUGCCUGUAAUACACAUUGACAAAUCCUGUGAAAGAACUACUGAUAUGUGUAAUUCUUCAGAUGUGAUAGAAAUUAGUAAAAGUAUGAAUAAUACAGAAAUAAAAGCUUCAGAGAAAGAUAGAAAGACAGAGGAAGUGGUAGGUGAUGUCUCACUUUCAGAGAAUCGGUCGAUCAGUGAUCUUCAACGAUCGGGUAGUAUUUCAGACGGUGCGGCCCAAUCUGAGAAUCAGCCAGGCAGUAAUAACCAACAGUUAAAUAGUUUAACAAAUAGUGUUCAACAAAGAGACAAUGACACCAAACUGUGUGGAAGUGUAAUUCAACCAGGGAACAAGUCUGCUGGUGAAAUUUAUCAGUCAGAUACAAAGUCAAGUAGUACCAGUCAGUUAGAAAACCAACAGUUUUCUAACAUGACAUAUGAUGUCAGCCAUUUGGAAAAUGAACUGAUUAGUAGCAUAGGUAAUGUUUCAAAUAGAACAUCUCAGUCCAACAAUAAAGAAUUCAGUGAUACUCAAAAUCAAAACUUGGUUGAGAGUACAGAGAAGUCAGAGGCGCAUAUCUUCAGAGUUGAAAAGCCAAAGAAUGCAACACUUGGUGCCAAAAUAUCAGAAAGCCAAAACAAAAAUCAUUAUCCAAACAAUUCUGUGACAGGAAUUGAUGAAACUGUUAAAGAUUAUAGAAAUAUUGAAGAAGAGUUGGUACGACUACAUGUCCGUAGAAGAGAGGGGAAAUAUAAAUGUGAUCUAUGUGGGAAAAGAUUUAAUAAGACUAUUUAUCUUUAUCGUCACUUGAAAAAACACACUGGAGAAUUUACCUGUCAUCGCUGUUACAAAGUGUUUGCUAGAAAAGAAAACAUGAUAAAGCACAACUGUCCAGUCUUGAUUGAUGCCGAUUCUUUUCAGGACCAGAAGUUUGAAUUUAAUUGUGAGAAAUGCAACAAGUCCUUUGGCUCCAAACACUUUCUCCGUCGCCACAUGGCUAGGCACACUGGAGAAUACAGAUGUGAAGACUGUGGGAAAAAUUACUCUUCAAGGGAAAUUCUGCAGAAUCAUGCAUGCUCAAUGAACCUGUCUUUAGAACACUUUGUAUGUGGAGUAUGUGGUAAGACAUUUAGCCGAAGGAUAUACCUUUUGAAGCACUUACCCAUCCAUACUGGACAGCAUGCCUGCAACAUUUGUGGAAAGUGGCUAAGGUCAAUUGAUUCACUGACCAGUCAUUUAAGGAUGUGUAGUCAGGUCAAGGAAAUAGAAAACAGUGGACAAGUUAUGUGUCAGGAGUGUCACCAGGAAUUUACAGACGUGGCAGAAUUUAGGAGACACCAGUACGAACAUACACACAGAUAUGCUUGUGAAGAAUGUGGAGCUAGGUUUCGUAACAUGGUUUCUCUUGGACUUCACGUCUGCCAGUCUCAAGCUGUUUCAUGCGAGAUUUGUGAUAAGGUCUGUCCCAAUCCUGCCAGUUUACAGCGACAUAGAGCUAUCCAUGGUGAGCCAACCUUUAAGUGUAAUGAAUGUGGAAGGUUGUACUAUCGAAAAGAUUCUUUACAAAGGCAUCCAUGUAUGCUACGAAAAAGUAGCAGAAAAAGGAAGAAGAAAAAAAUCAGCAUGGCACCUCUUGUCUGUGAAGUUUGUGGCUCCAUGUUUUCAUCAACAAGUAGCUUGAAUGUUCACAAAAAUCUUCAUGGAGAGAAAAGAUUUUCAUGUGAAGUGUGUGGAAAGCGAUUUCAUCGUAAGGAUUUGCUUCUUGAGCAUCAUGCUGUUCAUUCAGAACCUUCAUUCCCAUGUCCCACAUGUGGGAAAUUUUAUAAAACUAAGAAGUCACUAGAUGUCCACAUGCUGAUCCAUGAAGGCCUAAAGAGAUUUAGGUGUUCUGUGUGUAACAAGGAAUUCUUCCAGAAGGGAAAUUUAUUAAAACAUCAAGAGACACAUAAUAAAGAUAAAAAAUACUCCUGUACAUUUUGCUUCAAAUCCUUCAAUACAAAAGAAUAUUUCAACAUACACACAUUGGAACACACCAGAGGGCGUAUCUUUACAUGUGAAAUGUGUGGGAAGGCUUUUGUAAAGAAACACCAGCUAAGCAACCAUAUAAAGUUCUUUCACAGCAACCAAUCAUACAUGUGUAAAUACUGUGGAAUAUGUGUUAAACUUCGACACUCCUUGAAGCGACAUCUUCACAACAAACAUCCAGAAUAUGCACAUGAGUUUGAGGAUAGUAACUUCACAAACUCUAUGUUGGUGUCACAAGGUUCGUUGGAUAUAAAUGUAGAAGGUGCAGCAGAAACACCAACCCUCUCUGCCACUCAAGGUGAUGAGUUACUUCUUGCAGUGGCAGGAGUUGCAAGUAAAGAACUGCAAGAAGCCAUCUCAUCUGGACGAGCUCAAAUUAAACCAGGUGCUGCUCCGAACACUUACGAAAUCUCCGUGCCAAUUUUUUCCCCCACUGAUGGAACGGAAGAGAACCAACAUGUUAUCAUUGCAACAGUUGAACGAAGUAAUUCUGAAGAAGGGCAGUACCAAAAUGAUAUUGAAGGAGAAGCAUAUCAGGUAACAGAAGGUGAAAAAUUUUCUGGCGAAGAACUUCCUGUGACACCAGUAAAUGAUGGCGUUAGCACUCAAUCUGAAACAGAAGCUGUUGCAGUAAAACAGGAUGAUACACAAAACAACAAACAACACGAAGAAAACACCAUGACAGUUCAGGUAACUAAAUAUAUGGGAAUUCCUGUAAGUUCGAGUGAACUACAGCAUGAAGCUGCUAUAGAACUGGAGAAAGCAGAGUCCCAGAUGCCAAAAGAUGUAGAGAAAGAAGCCAAAGCCCAUUUAAUCGAAAACGUGCCUAGUAAGCUUGUCUUCAAGGAAGCCGAUGGGUCUCGUGAAAUUCAUUUACAUAGUAAUGGUUCAGAUCCAAGUCAGUUGGUCAGUAUUAUUAAUGAAGCACAUGGACAUCAGAAUUUGAUUCAGGUAGCUUCUGAUCAGCUAGAAUCUGUAAAUGAAAGCAGUCAGUUUCAAGAGAGAACUGUAGAGCUUGUGGAUAAUAACCCUAAUCUGAAAACUGGUAGAGUUGAGCUAGUUAGUAAUGACAUUGAACAGUCUUUACCAUCUGAAUCUGUGGAGCAGAUGGCAGCACAGCUUGUAGAUGGUCAACAAAUAUUCAUAACAGAAGACUUAGCGGAAGGAACCCACCACAUUGUUUUUGAUACUUCCAAUUUUGAGGAAGCGAUACAAGGUGGCCAAAACUUAGAGGCUACAAAUGGUACAAUCGUUUUAGAAGAUGGAACUGUUCUACAACACGGAGAAACUGAUGAAGGGGGCAACCUGUUGUUUUACGUGCUUACAACAGAUGAAGAAAUGCAGCAAAACCAGUGUGGUUGGGGAGAUGGAUAGGGAACAAUAUUUUGAUUUUAACUAUGAUGAAUGAAAGAUGAAAAAAAGAAACUGUUAGAAAGGAGAGAAAAAAACCUCUUGCCAUAUGUGCUUAUCGCAAACAAAUACAUCAAACAUGAUGUGUGUGGCAAUAGGGAUGGGGUAAAUACAGUUUCUUGUGUGAUUUUGCUGGUGAAAACAAACAAUUGAACUAAUAAUAGAAACAAAUGAGGUAUAAAUAUUCCUGUGUGAUUUAUUCAUUUCAGAUAUACUGUGCAAUGAAUGGUUCACCAACAACAUAAGAGAAAAGUCUGUCAAACCCAAGUGUACUGUUUUAUAAACUCAACUGUAAGUUGACUCUGAUAUAGACUUAUAUUUCUAUGACAAUGUUGCCCUGCGUUUGAACCUUUACAUCUUUCAGUUGUGUUAAACAUUUAAGUUCUUUCCUUUUGUGUUAUUCAACCCCUGAAUCAGUGGAGACAUUUAUUGGUGUACAUAUUAUUGAUGAAUGUCAAUGAACCCAUGAAUCAGUGGAGACGUUUAUUGGUGUACAUAUUAUUGAUGAAUGUAAAUGAACCCUUGAAAAUAGCAAAUGAAUUAUGUUUUCUACUUUGGCUUCGAGUGUACAUAAUCUAAAGGUCAUUUCCUAUUUGCCUUUAUAAAAUAAAACAUCGGAUGUCAAAA